Molecule: messenger RNA, 1594 nt
Organism: Monascus purpureus
Lineage: Eukaryota; Fungi; Ascomycota; Eurotiomycetes; Eurotiales; Aspergillaceae
Source: the annotation of a GenBank genome assembly
UCAGCAUCAUGGCUUCCAGAGAAUAUUAUAGUGAGGGUGCCAGGGCCCACCAGAGAGAGUUUGCCAAGUUCCUCGAUUCCCAGGAUCCCCUCAAUCGCUUCAGAAAAGAGUUUAUCAUUCCGUCGAAGAAGGACUUGAAGAGAAAGGUCCUGGCAGUGGAUGAAAGUGCGUACCAUUGACCAUUGGAUCUCUGGAGAGUGCUGCUAGGAUAGUCCUGGUGGCUUACAACUUGCGUCUGCUAUAGAGGAAGACCCCUCCGAUCCAAGAUGCAUCUACUUCUGCGGCAACUCGCUCGGACCCCAACCGCGCAAUACCCUGAAGUACAUCGAGCGUUACCUUCGGACCUGGGCAACAAAGGGCGUCACUGGACAUUUUGUUCCGCACGAGGACGAAUUGCUUCCCCCAUUUCUGCAUGUCGAAGAAGCAGGCUCGAAGUUAAUGGCACCCGUCGUGGGAGCGCUUCAAAGCGAAGUGGCCGUCAUGGGCACCUUAACAGCAAACAUACACCUCUUGAUGGCGAGCUUUUACCGUCCGACAAAGGAGAAUUAUAAAAUUAUUCUCGAGGGGAAGGCUUUCCCUAGUGAUCAUUUUGCAGUUGAGUCUCAAAUUCAGCAUCAUGGCCUGGACCCAAAGGAUGCCAUGGUCUUGAUCGAACCAGAAGAUCCUACCAAUCCGAUAUUAGGGACGGAGCAAAUUCUGCGGGUUAUCGAUGACAAUGCCUCGGACGCUGCCCUGAUACUUCUUCCUGCCAUUCAAUUCUACACCGGACAAUACUUUGACAUCAAAAAGAUCACCGCCCACGCUCACUCGAAGGGUCUCCUUAUUGGCUGGGAUUGUGCUCACGCUGCGGGCAAUGUCGGCUUGCGCUUGCAUGACUGGGACGUGGACUUUGCUGCUUGGUGUACUUACAAGUACCUGAACAGCGGGCCAGGUGGAAUGGCUGGCUUGUUUGUUCACGAGAGGCAUGGACAGGUGAACCCGGGAAAGGAUUCUGAGACGGUUUCGUUUCGCCCCAGGUUGACUGGCUGGUGGGGCAGUGACAAGGCAACCCGAUUCCUUAUGAAUAAUAAAUUUUUUCCUCAACCUGGCGCAGCAGGAUACCAGCUUUCGAACCCCUCUGUCCUGGACAUGAAUGCCGUGGUUGCGUCCCUACAGCUUUUCAAUCAGACGUCGAUGGCUGAUGUUCGCAAGAAGUCGCUUGACCUUACUGGAUACCUCGAGCAUCUUCUGCUGACCCUCCCUUUUGAUUUUCCGAACGGGAAGCCAUUUAAGAUAAUGACCCCUGCGAACCCGGCAGAGCGGGGCGCUCAAUUGAGUCUACUGCUCACGCCGGGGCUGCUCGACAGCGUUCUCGAGAGCUUGGAGCAGAACGGGGUGGUCGUCGACGAGAGGAAACCGGACGUGAUCCGGGUGGCACCAGCGCCUCUCUUCAACACCUACACUGAAGUGUGGGAGUUCUGCCAGAUCUUUUUAUGCGCCUGCAGAGAUGCGGUUGAGAAGCAGCGGCGAUGAGAUUAAGCUUAUAUAGAAGCUUACAUAGAUCCCUGUAGAGCCCAUUAGUAUGUCGAAAAGUCGGGAAUCCACAUCGUACCAC